CACAGCUACAGACAGGCUGAGGAGGUGCAGCUCAACUACAUACAACUGUAUUAAUAAAGUAGCAGCAGAUUUCAACGAUGGUGUGUGCAGGUGUGCUGAGGGGACUCAUCUUGUUCUGUCUCUUCUUCUCUGGAGUCUGGGGUGUGGAAAAAACUCUGGACCAGAAUACUCUCGCACCUGCCAUUAAGUUUCUUCGCCAAAACUAUCAACCGGGACAAAACCAGGUUGCCAUAGCCUUCAAUGCGCCUGUAGAUAAGUGUGCUGACUACCUCGACAACAACUUCCUUAACAAAUAUCCUGGUAGCAUUGUGAAGAAGGAUCUUAACAGUCCUGAAUGUCUCUACAAGGGUCAAAAACUGAUUGCAGCUAGACCAAAGCCCAUUACAGGAUCAACAAAAAAACAACAUUCAGAGUAUCUUCUCAUGAAUGUACCCAAUGUAGCUACGUCUCUCAUGAAAAAACUGCUAGAUAAUGACAAGACAGGAUGUGUGGUGUUCUAUACUUAUAAUUCCCCUUGCACAAGUACCUGCACCAAACCUGGGGGCUGCUACAGUAUCAUACAGGCUCUAGACAUGUUCGAGAACCACAAGGGUCCAAAGGCUUUUGUCUUUACAAAGGUAUGGAAGUAUGAUUGUGACAAAGAUAUUUCCACCAACCUUAAAGAAGUCCUAAAGCGUGUCCCCCUCUAUCGUUGUAAAGAUAACAAUAAUUGUGUUGCUUGUACAGACAAAAAUCUUAAAGACUGCAUGUAGUCACAAGAGCCAGGACUGGUGAGAACAGACUGCUUGGAAAAUGUGAUUGCUAGGUCACACAAUGAACACAGAGUCUAAAAAAUGUUUAGAAGACAAGCCUAGCAAUGUCAGAGAGACUUGUGCUGUAUUGUCUGAAGAAGUGCAAAGUAAUGUUAAACCUUUCCACUGUCUGGAUUGCAUUUAGCUUUUUUUAAAAUUCUUCAAUAAGCAAUAAUUCCUCUGUAUUCAGUCUUAACAAACGUGUUGAUGAGCUCACUGAAAUAUAUUUUCUCUGCAAUUUGUGUUUAAUUCAUGACUAAUAAAGAUAAAGACCCAUAAAAAAUCAUCUUUUAUGAUGCUUUUAUGCUUUGUUUUUCCAGGGGGAGAAAAUGAAACACUUUAUACACACACUGAUCAUGUUAAUUGGACAUUUGAGUCUUACACUGGACUAUACUGUAUGUUCACAUAACUGUCUACAAAACAUACAGUAGGUUAUAGACUUGAAGUCCACUGCAAUAACACUGUUCAUAUUGUCUAUGAAUGAAACGGCCCAGCCAUUGUAGUAGCACUGUAGCACUUCAGAGUUGACCCACUAGGUAGAAGAGGAACUGCCUUGAGGGCAUUGAGCUGACAGAAAGCGCUUGUAUGACCCAACACACUUACAGGGUUCCUAUCCUAUAUCCUCCCUUCCUCUUUUCCUAACCCCUCCU
This is a messenger RNA of Alosa alosa (allis shad), 1441 nucleotides long. RefSeq lists its product as uncharacterized. Bases 78 to 752 code for a protein of 224 amino acids. The transcript is spliced from 3 exons. Lineage: Eukaryota; Metazoa; Chordata; Actinopteri; Clupeiformes; Clupeidae. The record is from RefSeq and is a predicted model, not a curated record.